Neofelis nebulosa (Clouded leopard) is the source of this 1847-nucleotide messenger RNA. It is a transcript of the gene C14H8orf89, whose product is annotated as chromosome 14 C8orf89 homolog. The coding region runs from base 275 to 700 and encodes 141 amino acids. The record is from RefSeq and is a predicted model, not a curated record. The transcript has 4 exons. Lineage: Eukaryota; Metazoa; Chordata; Mammalia; Carnivora; Felidae.
CGAGAGCCGCGCCCCUGAGAGCGACGGGCCGCCCACCCCGCCCCGCCGCCACGGCCAGCCCCGCGCCCAGGCCGGGUUGAGCCAGGGGCUCGGGUCGGCUGGGGGCCGUCGCUGGCUCCCGCGCUGUCCGCUGCCCCCCUUGGCCCCGCCGCGGGAGCCUCAGACCUGGGCACCACCGCCGAGGUCCAGGCACGCGAAGAAGCCCCGCCCUUCCGCGGUGGAUCUGCGGGGACACAUCUCACUUUCAUCAACACUGCUGAAAGAAGAAGAAACAAUGCCAGUGUUAUCCCCUGAAAUCAAAUUUGAUACUUCUAAUGUCACCAGAAAUUCCCUUGACUGUUUUCUGUUUGAGAGUAGUUGGAGGAAAGCAGUUUUGGAAACACAAAAAAUGAAGAAAGCAUUUGGUCUAGAAGAGCUCAAAGAAUGUGUCAAAAUGCCAUAUUUACCAGGACUGCAAAGGUGCCAAAAAAGUGUAAGUUCAAGUCCACUGGAAGUUCAUCCAAGACUGCUGCAUACUGAUACCGAGAUGCCUCCAGUCAGCCCUUCUGGUGACAACCUGUCGAGUUGCCUGCAAGUAUUUUAUUCUCCUCUGCAUAUUGCACAGUGUCCUGUGAGGGAACAGCCGUGGCAAAGCAGGAAAGUAACUCAUUUUUCUUUGUCUUGUGUACAACCCCUUAACACCUUGUUUCCCUCCAUAUGAAUAUUUGUGAACAUUUGUUUUUAAAAUGUGGAUAAAAGUUUGUGUUUUCAAAUUUCUUUAAUUAUAAUCAUACAUUUUCAGUGACUUUCAAGGCACAUUCUGGUAAUAUAACUGAUAGCGGUAAUCCUAGAGGUAAAGGGCAUCUAAAAGUUCUGGCUGACUUCUAAAGUUUAAUAUAGUUACAGGAAGUUUGCAGUUCACAUGGAUUAUCUCCCCCACAGCAGAUUCAAUCAUGACACACUUCCUCUAAUAACCCACUUGUUAUGCAGGUCUGUUCCAGUAGGAACAAAAGUUAAUUAAGAUAAAAUUCAGAUUUUAUGGUGAUUAAUAGGUAAAAUGUGCACAAAUAAGUGAUAGUUGAUGUUUGGCAUAUCUAGAUACUCUCUUAAUCUAAUCUUGACUACCUUCCUCUUAGCAUUCCCUGAAUCAUGAUUAGAUAAAGUUUAGAUAAAAAUAAGAUAAAUAGGGGAGCCUGGCUGGCUCAGUUGGUUAAGCAUCCGACCCUUAGUUUCAGCUCAGUUCAUGAUCUCAUAGCUUUGUGGGUUCAAGCCCCGCCUGGGGAUCCACACUGAGUGUGGAGUCUGCUUGGGAUCCUCUCUCUCCCUCUCUGCCCCUCCCCAACUUGCGCUGUCUCUAUUUCUCUCAAAAUAAACAAAUAAUUAAUAAACUUAAAAAAAUAAGAUAAAUACGGGAAAAGUCAGAUAUAACACUUACCUACUGGUAAAAUUUAUUAACAAAAACGGACGGAUUGAGUUGGUUUGUAUCUGCUUCUGAUUGGAUUAGUUACAGUAGAAUGAAUUCGCCUUCUUUAAUGUUUAUUCAUUUUCCAUGUGAUGUCUUUCACCAAGUGAGACAACUUCUUAUCUCUUACUAUGUAUUUUAAAUUAGUGUACUCUGGGACGUCUGGGUGGCUCAGUCGGUUAGUGUAAGGGUCCAACUUUGACUGAAGUCAUGAGUUCAAGCCCCACAUCUGAUUGUUUGUUGUCAGCACAGGACCUGCUUCCUAUCCUCUGUCUCCCUCCCUCUCUCCCCCUCCCUGUUUGUGCAUGCUCGCUCUCUCUCUCUCUCUCUCAAAAAUAAGUAAACAUUAAAAUUUUUUUAAAAAAUUAGUGUACUGUGGAUUUAUAUAAACUUAUUUUAUGAAAAU